AUGAUAAAUCGAAAAGGCACGGAGGGGAAAGAAUCUGAGUCUUCUGGGUGGUGUUUUCCGUUUGAAUUUCAGUCGGUGCCGGUCUUCUUGUCGGAGGUUGCUCCAGUGCAGUGGAGAGGAGGGGUGAAUAUUCUCUUCCAACUAUUUGUGACCAUCGGAAUCUUAAUCGCCGGCAUUGUGAACUACAUCACGGCGAAAUUGCACCCGUACGGGUGGCGCGUGUCCCUGGGAAUGGUCGCCGUGCCCGGGCUUGUCCUCUUCUUCGGCUCCAUGAUUCUCACGGAGACGCCGGCGAGCCUGGUGGCGCGUGGGAAGGAGGCGGAGGGGAAGGCUGUGCUCAAAAAGAUAAGGUAA
Messenger RNA from Thlaspi arvense, 354 nucleotides. NCBI's taxonomy places the organism in Eukaryota, Viridiplantae, Streptophyta, Magnoliopsida, Brassicales, Brassicaceae. The record is from the annotation of a GenBank genome assembly.